UGAGAAACAUUUGUAAUGCACGGAACCCUUAACAAUGGGACCCGACUAUUAGAAAUGUUCUUUGAUAUCCGGUCUAAGCUGACCGUAUGAUGAAGGAGCCAGAAAAUGAUUCGAUCCAAGAUGUUUCUUCCCCAAUAUCAUCGAAUUCAGACCUGACACAAACCAAGGAACAAGAUUAUAAUGGCGUAUCUGAGGAUUCAGGCUUGUCCAGUUCUCCCACCCUAGGUCCAUUCCAACCCCUUUACUCUGUCAAAGUACCUAAUGCUGUAAAAAAUGGAGAGGCUCUGCAGUUUACUAUCUGUGUAUCAAAGGUUGAUAAUGAUGAGCAGGAGGAAGUAGUCCGUGAGUAUGAGGACUUAGAAUGGCUACAGCAUUGCCUGAUGACCGAGGAUGCAGUUGUGGGAUGCAUUAUCCCUCCCCUUCCUGCAAAGCCAGAAUAUGAUGCCAAGGCUGCAGAGUCCAAAACAAAGAAACAGCUAGGCAGUGAUGCCAAUGUUAUCAUGGCUGACGAGUUUCACAAAGACUGCAGGAAUGUAGAAAGAUACCUAAAAAUGGUGAUUUCCCAUGAGAAGUUUGGAAAAAGUGAAUUACUAAAGAAGUUUUUGUGUGAGAAAGAGGCAGCAGUGAGGACCAAACUGAAGAAGAGUUUGUUUAUGCGAGUCUCCCAAGCAGUGGAUGAGGCACGGAAAGGCCAACACAAGGAUGUAGAUGAAUACUUCCAGACACAGAGAGACUGGGCCACUAAAUAUGCAGCUUGUAUGAAAGAGACUUCUCUGAAUUUCAACAAGAUGCUGUUUGCACAAAUGAGAUUAGCCAACUGUUAUGGUCACUUAAUAACAGUCCUCAAGGAGACUGUUCCAUUUACCGAUGACUCCCAGAAAGAGAUGAACAGAUAUCAGUUGAUUCUUGGUGAAGGUGCAGAAAAUGUCAAGCAUGGCUUGGAAGUUAUGUCUAGAAAUGAUGAAAAAAGUUUGGGAGUUCAUCUCGACCUGUAUGCCAAGUAUAUGGAAAGUGUAAAGGAGAUGUUAUUUAGGAGGACUUGUUUGCUGGUGACAUAUGAAGACGCCACCAAGUCUCUAGAGAAGGCCAAGCCAAACAAGAGAACAGCGGCAGAAGAAGUUAAACUGACCACGGAGAAAUCCUUUGAAGAAUGCUCAGACACUGCCAGACGAGAGUUAAAGUCCUUCAGACAGCAGAGACUGUUGGCUUUCGGGGAGUCGUUGUCUACGUUUGUGGAGGCGCAGAUUAAGACGUCUAGAGACACCAUCACUCUCCUGCUGCGGACACUCAGGUCAAUCAAGUGUCCAGAGGACAGCAAGGCCACAUCAGAAUGAUUCAUCAACAAUUUAGUUCUAUUUAAUAUCAAAAUAAUUCUCCGAAUAAAGUGUCCAGACAACAGCAAGGCCACAACAGAAUGAUUCAUCAACGAUUUAGUUCUAUUUUGUAUUAAAAUGAUUCUCCAAAUUAAGUGUCCAGAGGACAGCAAGGCCACCAUGGAAUGAUUCAUCAACGAUUUAGUUCUAUUUAAUAUCAAAAUGAUUCUCCAAAUAAAAUGUCCAGACGAUAGCAAGGCCACAGCAGAACGAUUCAUCAACGAUUUAGUUCUAUUUCAUAUUUAAUUCUUCAAAUAAAAUAUACAGAGGAUAGCAAUUCAGGCCACAGCAGAAUGAUUCAUCAACGAUUUAGUUCUAUUAAGAGAAAAGAUGAUUUUCCAAAAUCCCUGUGGUCAAAUUCUUGUGCCUUCUGCUCACCUGUAUCUGUUGAUCACUUUCUGAUAGUUAAGCCACGUUUAUAGAUAGCUAUAAGUUGGAAAAAAAUCUGUGUUGUUUAAUUAUUUACGAAAGAAAAUAUGUAUAAUGUACCAGCUCCUAAGUUUUUUUUGAGUUCUUACGAAUUUUGAAGAUAUUUUUAAUGAAAUUUUUAAAGAAAUUUUUUAGCACUUUUUCUUUAGAAUUGAGCCUUAAAGGUAAAUGGAAAAAAAAUCUGUGAUAACUGCUUUCUUCAUAUUUGUAUCUUUUCUUUUAGAAAUAUACAAUAUUGACAUUCCCUUUCGUCACAUUUGUCAAUUUAGAAUACAUACUACAGGUUAAAGAUGUCUAAUUAUCAUAUGUGUAUAUUAUACUAGUUUCUUUAUAGCAAUGAAGUGAUUUUUUUUUUGUAUGUGAUUGUGAUGCCAAAGGAUAUUAACAUAUUUUACAUUCCUGCAAAAAAUGUUUAGUCAAAUAAUGUGCAAUAAUAUAUUUUGUAAUGAAUGUUUAUUACGUAUUAUAAUGUAUACAAUGUAAAAUAUUUGCAUGGGAUAUAUAA
This is a messenger RNA of Saccostrea cuccullata (small rock oyster), 2307 nucleotides long. RefSeq names its product sorting nexin-5-like. The record is from RefSeq and is a predicted model, not a curated record. Lineage: Eukaryota; Metazoa; Mollusca; Bivalvia; Ostreida; Ostreidae. The transcript has 14 exons. Gene Ontology annotation, molecular function: phosphatidylinositol binding. The coding region runs from base 87 to 1334 and encodes 415 amino acids.